This is a messenger RNA of Aspergillus bombycis, 732 nucleotides long. RefSeq lists its product as uncharacterized. The record is from RefSeq and is a predicted model, not a curated record. The transcript has a single exon. NCBI's taxonomy places the organism in Eukaryota, Fungi, Ascomycota, Eurotiomycetes, Eurotiales, Aspergillaceae. The coding region runs from base 1 to 732 and encodes 243 amino acids.
AUGCUCCCUCUAUCGCAAUACCACUUCGAAAUACUGCCCCACGACGAGGCGAGUGUCCAACAAUGGGGUCCCAAAUAUAUCGAAUUCCGCCUGAACGCCCUUAAAACAGCCCCUGACAGUUUCGGGUCAUCCUAUGAAAAAGAAGCAAGCAUGUCCGAAGCAGAAUGGAUUUCAAUACUCUGUGAGCCUGCGUUUAGAGUCAUUAUCGCUGUUCCCCGAGCAGAUGAUGGUGCCCUCCAGACUCCGGUAUGGGAAAAUGAGUGGGCAUUGAUUUCAAGUCUCUACGGACCGCGCUGUCACCAUGAGCCGUACCACGACAAUGAAAAUGACUGUAAUGAAUCGUCUUGGUUCCUAGGAACCUCGUUUGUUUCUCCUCACCACCGGCAACGGGGCAUGAUUCUUGAGGCCUUUGCCACAGCUGAGCGAGUAGCUGUCAGCGAGGACAGACAGACGUUCCAAAAGCGACACAAAGCUCAGCUUCAGCGCCCGUCUGGGCAUCGAUCAAAUCAAUUCCGGACACGCAUGUUGGGCGCGAGUACUACUACCCAUCCCACCAUCUUAAAUUACUACCGAAAAACUGGACUUGAAGUCUCGCAUACCAUCAGGAGAGGAGACAUCGCUCGACUGUGGAGGUGGAAAAUAUCGGUCAGUCCCGAAAAGUUGCAAGGGCUAUCAACUAUUUUGGUGAAGAUAAUUCCAUGGGACGGUGAGGUCAAUUUGGCACGGCUGUAA